Molecule: messenger RNA, 4443 nt
Organism: Esox lucius (northern pike)
Lineage: Eukaryota; Metazoa; Chordata; Actinopteri; Esociformes; Esocidae
Product: oxysterol-binding protein-related protein 1
Exons: 29
Coding region: 91-3063 (990 amino acids)
Cellular component (GO): membrane; intracellular membrane-bounded organelle; cytosol
Molecular function (GO): protein binding; cholesterol binding
Source: RefSeq, a predicted model, not a curated record
UCCAUAUCCAAUUUCAGCAUUUUCGCUCAGUGUCAGAACACGACUUUCUUUGUGGACGUUGUUUUCCGCGAAACGAAUUGAGUAUCAGGGAUGGACUUGUCAGACCCUGAGGAGCAGUUACUUCACUAUGCCAAGACAGGAAGCCUGUCUCUCAUCCACUGUCUUCUGCAGCUAAGAAUUGAACAAGGCCUUAGGAUCAACGUAAAUUGCAAAGGUAAGACCAAGGCCAGUGCAGGCUGGACACCUAUACAUCUGGCCAGCUACUUUGGACACAAAGAUGUUGUGGAGGAGUUACUUAAGGCUGGUGCUAAUGUCAAUUUGCAAGAUAACAUGGGGGACACGCCUCUACACAAAGCUGCCUCCACUGGAAGAAAGGAAGUGGUUCUAUUACUGUUGCGAUACAAUGCAAGCCCCACCAUCAUCAACGGGACAGCCCAGAUUCCUAAAGCGGUCACAGAGGAUGAUGAGGUCAUCACUAUGUUGGAGGCUGCUGAAAGAAGAGAGGAGAGGAGACAGGAGGAGAAGCUUCUGGAAGCUGCCAGAGAGGGAGAUGUCUUCAGCCUGUCUCAUCUGGUUAGAAUGAGCAAGAAGAAUCCCCCUGACAUCCAUUGUAGGGACCUGCAAGGAAACACGCCGUUACACUGUGCGGCCUACAGGGGGCAGAAGCAGUGUGUUGCAAAGCUGCUAAAGUGUGGAGCCAGCGUAAGCAUCAAGAACAAGUGUGAUCAGACAGUGUUGGACCUGGCCUGCAAUAAGGACAUUUUGCAGAUUUUAAGGGUCUGUAAUGAAAAGGAUACAACUAAUGGAGUACAGAAGUUUGAGGGCGUCCUAUGGAAGAGUUCCAGUUUCCUGGGCUGGCGUUCCCAUUGGGUGGUCAUUCAAGAUGGAACCCUGUCCUGGUACCCUACACAAGCUGAUGCGGUGGCAGAUGUCCAUAAGCAAGGCUCUAAGGCUCUGAUAAACGCUCACUGCAGGGUUAAAUCGUGGGACAAGUGUUUCUUCAGCCUCCAGUGCUUUGACCACAGUCUACAUCACUUCAAGGUGUCAUCCAAGACGGAGCCAGAGGCUAUGAGAAAAAAAUGGCUGGUUGCCCUGGGGGAGCAUGCGGCCUAUAGCAGCUGUCAGUCUACCCAGGAACAGACCGUUAAUGAUGAGGAGGAUGAUGAAUAUAGAUCACUGGCCAACCUCACGGACUCACUUCAGGUCGCUGAAGCAUGCCAAAGGAAAUUGGAUACUGAAGUGUCCAUUUUUCUAUCAAUGAUAAAGAACGAGGACAACACGGUGCCUGCUUCUCUCCUGUUGAAGGCCAGGGAGACCGGUGACCUCUCCAGGGAAACCUGCAGUGCUCUGGGACGCUGUCUCGCUCUGUUCUCCAAACAACAGGAGGUGUGGAGCCUGAAGUUGGAGCAAGAAGUGGAGAAGAACAAGCUACUAUCAGAGGCUGUCCAGGCAUUAACUACAAAGCACCAGGACCUAGACCAAAAGUCUGUCUUUAUUGGCCGGAGGUCCCCUACACUAAGCAUAAUAACACAGGAGGACUUCUAUGAUGCGCUGUCAGACUCAGAGGAUGACCGCUCUGUCUCUCUGAGUGGCUUUGUAUCCGUGUCUGGACACUCGUCUGAGGGGGAGGAAGAAGACGUAAACGAGGACGAGACGAAAGCGCCCCCUCCUUUGAGCUGCAGUCUCCGUCACCCCACCACCCCCGAGGGGCCCAUACCUGCCAGUGGAAUGUCUGGGCCUGGUAACCAUGGCGAUGAGAAGGCCUACUGCAACGGAGUCAAGAAGCACAGAACAUCUUUACCAGCGCCCAUGUUCUCCAGGAAUGAUGUCAGCAUCUGGAGUAUCCUGAAGAAAUGCAUCGGCAUGGAGCUGUCUAAGAUCGCCAUGCCAGUGAUUUUCAAUGAGCCCUUAAGUUUCCUUCAGCGGCUGACAGAGUACAUGGAGCACACAUACCUCAUCCACCAGGCAAACGCCACCCCAGACUCUGUGGAGAGAAUGAAGUGUGUGGCGGCGUUUGCCGUGUCUGCCGUCGCGUCACAGUGGGAGAGGACUGGGAAACCCUUUAACCCUCUCCUGGGAGAAACCUAUGAGCUCAUCAGAGAGGAUCUGGGCUUCAGAUGGAUAUCAGAGCAGGUGAGCCACCACCCCCCUGUCAGCGCUUUCCACGCCGAGGGCUUGCAGGAGGACUUCCUGUUCCAUGGCUCCAUCUACCCCAAACUCAAGUUCUGGGGCAAAAGCGUGGAGGCGGAGCCUAAAGGGGUCAUCACCCUGGAGCUGCCCAAAUACAGCGAAGCAUACACCUGGACAAACCCCACCUGCUGUGUCCACAACAUCAUCGUGGGCCAGCUGUGGAUUGAGCAGUACGGCACUGUGGAGGUGGUCAACCACAAGACCGGAGAGAGAUGCAGUCUAACAUUUAAACCAUGUGGCCUCUUUGGCAAAGAACUACACAAAGUGGAGGGCUAUAUUCUAGAUAAAAGCAAAAAGAAGCUCUGUGCCAUAUACGGUAAAUGGACGGAGUGUUUAUACACUGUGGAUGCAGCCACAUUUGACGCUCACAAGAAAGCUGACAAGAAGAACUCAGAGGAGAAGAAAAGUAACAAGCAGCCCAGUGUGGAUGAGGAACCAGAGGAGAUGCCCCUGCCGGACGGAGACACGGUCCAGGUCAUCCCAGGAAGUGAGCUCAUCUGGAGGAUAGCCCCCCGACCAGACAACUCGGCUAAGUUCUACGCCUUCUCUACAUUUGCUAUGCAGCUGAAUGAGCUGGAGGAGGGCAUGAAAGGGGUCCUGCCCAUCACAGACUGUCGACUCAGACCAGACAUCAAAGCCAUGGAGAAUGGAGACAUUGAUUUGGCAAGUGCAGAGAAGAAGAGAGUAGAGGAAAAACAAAGACUAGCCCGGAAAAAUCGGUCCAAAUCGACUGAAGAAUGGAAAACUAGGAACCCAGCCCUUGGCCCCAGGUGGUUCCACCAGGGCCCCAACCCCCACAACAAAGCUCAGGACUGGCUCUACUCCAGUGGCUACUGGGACCGGAACUAUACCCUGCUGCCUGAUAUAUACUAAAAUACAUGACACACAUGUACCCUCAACUCAACUCUCUCUCCACUUUUCUUUUUUUCCCAGUCUGAAAGCUCUGGCCGUGUUACUCUGACAUUGUCAUAGGAUUCCUUGAGGGAGUGAAGGUUAGUCCUGGUCCGCUCGUGCAGUCAGGAAAAAUGUGUUAUGGUGUAGAGACAUUCAGCGUUGUCACCGUAGACAGCGUGAAGUGAGAGUUAAGGCAUUAUCAAGACCAAAGCCUACUCUGGUCCUAUGGAUGGUAAGGCUGUAAACUGACUGACAGCCUAGGCAACAACCAUCCGGUAGUCCCCAAUUAUUACGUCUUGUUGUAGCCUGUUUCUCAGUCAAAGCAGACUGGUGAAGCCCUAAUCAGCCUGUAAUGCUAUGGUCAUGGACCACUGAACCUGCCUGUCAUUUUAAUGGGUGUGUUUUGAAUUGAGUGGAUUUAAUUUGUAUCUCUAGUAUCUAUCUCCAAAACACUUAUUGUUACAAUUGUCAAUGUGAAUGCGGUGCGCUUGGUGCUGUUACUUAUGAAUGUGUGCAGCUAAAGUAUUGUUCUGAUACAGUAUCAGCUUAAAACAAUAUUUAUCUUUUAGAGUGUUCAAUAGACUCGUUCUAACUUCCUGUAGUCCUUGCAAUAGGCUAACAAAUGUAGCUGUUAGUGUCACACACUGAUCACAGCUGCUUGAAAUAAACAACAACUAUGACUGGGGACAUAUUAAAUGUAUAAUUUAUUGGAUAGAGCUCUUAUAAUCUUCUGAGCUGUUAUACAAUGUAGUACCUGAUAAAUUUACAAUACUGUGCUAUAUAUGGACAUUAAUAGCUGUUCUGUACUGUAUGUAGAAUGCUGGUUCUUGCUAUAGCACUUGAGUUUGACCUCUGCUGUAUAUGAAGUUCUACAUCUGUGUGGAAAGUUUCUUCACAAUUAAAACAUUCAGGAUGUUCUAAGAAGUGCAUAGAUCUGUUUGAACUCUUUACACACUGAAUGCACUUACAUUACAUGCACCACUUUGACUAUGCAAGCAUCAGCUGCAUUAAACCCAUACAGUAUCCCGUGUUCCAAACAGCACCCUUUUCACUAUAUCAAGCACUACUUUUGAACAGCAUUCUAUGGGCCCUGGUCAAAGUAGGUUACAACAGUGCAUAGGAAAUUUGGUGGAAUUUGGCACACAGGCAUUUUGCAGCUCACUCAUUCACUACAUAAUAUUCCUCUCCUUGACUGAGAUAACUUCUUUAAAGCAAAUUGGUAGGAUUGUUCAGUAGACUGGCCCUUGUGCUUAGUGUGAAUGCAUGGUUUCCUCUUGUGCCUACUCUCUACUCUGUAGCAUAUUACAGCGAAAAGAACAUUUAUAUUGUUACUAAAUAAAAGCUUAAUGGUGUCUGAAA